Molecule: messenger RNA, 927 nt
Organism: Mesocricetus auratus (golden hamster)
Lineage: Eukaryota; Metazoa; Chordata; Mammalia; Rodentia; Cricetidae
Gene: Cdc42ep5
Product: CDC42 effector protein 5
Exons: 3
Coding region: 395-856 (153 amino acids)
Source: RefSeq, a predicted model, not a curated record
CUCCCCCUAGCUCUGCCCCGGCUUCCAGCUCGUCCAGUUCUGGUUUCCUCCUGCCCCCAUCAGGGCUCUCAGCUUUUCCACCACCGUGGCUUUUUCUAGUCCUUUAAAUCCUAGAGGCAAACUUUGGGGGAAAUAAGGAAGGCUGGGAGGGGCCUAAGGCUUAACCCUCUCAACCCGGGACUAGAAACCAAGACCAGCUAAGCUGACUGGGCGUUGACUCCGCGCUCGCCUGGUAGGCUUACCAUGGCCCCCGAGAGGGGCUGAAGCUUACGUAGUUCCCGGUGCAGGUGAGAUCCAGCUCCGAGAAAGAAGGAAAAAGGAGCCAGCGAGGUAGCCUCCGAGGCCGGGAGGUACCACAGCUUGAGUCGGAGCCCAAUCCAGUCAGGACCACGAGAUGCCGGUGUUGAAGCAGCUGGGCCCUACGCAGCCCAAGAAGCGACUGGAGCGCGGUUCACUGUCUAUCUCAGCGCCCCUCGGAGACUUCAGGCACACAUUGCACGUGGGGCGCGGUGGAGACGCCUUCGGGGACACUUCGUUCCUGAGUCGCCACGGGGGAGGCCCGCCCCCGGAGCCCCGCGCACCGCCAGUCGGGACCCCACAUUCUGUCCCUCCACCUGCAGUCCCACAGCCCCCCGCACCCGGCCUCUGCGUGGCUUCACCCGUCGACCCGCUGCUGUCCUUCCACCUGGACCUGGGCCCCUCUAUGCUGGACGCGGUGCUAGGCGUCAUGGACGCGGAGCGCGCCGAGGCAAAGGCCCCCAAGCCCAUCGGGGAUGUCCACCCUGGAAUGCAGCACCAGAAGGCGCACUGCCGCUCCAAUCCUGACCUCCAGCUGGACGAUGUCAUCGGCCUGUAGUGUCCUGUCUGCACCCCUCCCUCCCCCCAGCACCCCAUUUUUGUACACAUAAAUGGCCGAGUUUUGCGCCA